AUGUCAGAAAUAAUUCCUCAUGUAUUUUUAUCAUCACUUGUAUAUGCCAAAGAUUAAAAUUGGCUAAGCAAAAACUAAAUCUCUAAUAUUCUUAUUAUUGGAGACUUACCUAUGUAUUUUCCUUCCAAAUUUUCCUAUAAAUGCAUUUCCAUAGAGGAUAAACCAGAAACAAACAUUAAAUAAUAUUUUGAAGAGUGUAUUGACUAUAUUGAUUCCAUAAUUGCCCAGAAUUAAAAUAUUUUAGUUCAUUGUUAUGGAGGCCAAAGUCGAUCAGCGACUAUUAUAACAGCCUAUAUUAUAAGAAAAUUAAGGCUCAAUUCGUAAAGAGCUUUAAACUAUGUAAAAUAAAAGCAUUCCAGAGCUGAGCCUAAUUAAGGGUUCUUAGAUCAAUUGAAGACAUUUCAAUGA
Molecule: messenger RNA, 408 nt
Organism: Paramecium sonneborni
Lineage: Eukaryota; Ciliophora; Oligohymenophorea; Peniculida; Parameciidae
Source: the annotation of a GenBank genome assembly